Messenger RNA from Chelmon rostratus (copperband butterflyfish), 7060 nucleotides. It is a transcript of the gene agla, whose product is annotated as amylo-alpha-1, 6-glucosidase, 4-alpha-glucanotransferase a. Gene Ontology annotation, molecular function: 4-alpha-glucanotransferase activity; amylo-alpha-1,6-glucosidase activity. Bases 130 to 4740 code for a protein of 1536 amino acids. Gene Ontology annotation, biological process: glycogen biosynthetic process; glycogen catabolic process. The record is from RefSeq and is a predicted model, not a curated record. NCBI's taxonomy places the organism in Eukaryota, Metazoa, Chordata, Actinopteri, Chaetodontiformes, Chaetodontidae. The transcript has 35 exons.
CAGCCACUGUCCAUGCAGGAACAACAGAGCUGUCACCCAGUACGAGCUGUCCUCCUGUUCUGUGACUGACCGAAGGCACAACUGACAGGAGGCCAGAGAUCAGUUUCACUUUAACGAGAUCUUCUCGAAAUGUUGCCUCAACACCUGAAGCAGAUCCGAGUCCUCAUGCUUAACGACAAGGAGAAUUUAGAGAGGACUCUGUUCAGACUUGAACAAGGUUUUGAGCUCCAGUUCCGCCUGGGUCCGAGCCUCCAGGGGAAGAAGGUUGUGGUGUACACCAACUAUCCACUCGAAGGACGACCGUUUGAAAGAAACUGCUUCCAUGUGUUGCCUUGGAACUACCCAGCAGAAAGGGAGGAUGACUCUGAUAAGUUCUGCUCUCUGGACCUCAAGAUUGCUGGGUCCUAUCAAUACUACUUUGGAUAUGGAGACUCAGAGCAGUUAGGAAGAGGCUACAUCGUCGUUGACCCAGUCCUUCGUGUUGGAGCAGACAAUCACGUCCUCCCAUUAGACUGCAUCACGAUCCAGACCUACCUGUCCAAAUGCCUGGGACACUUGGAUGACUGGCCAGAUAGACUGAGGGUGGCCAAGGAGUCAGGAUACAACAUGAUCCACUUCACGCCUCUGCAGACUCUAGGGGAGUCCAGGUCCUGCUACUCCUUGGCGGACCAGCUGACCUUUAACCCGGAGUUCAGCCCAGAGGGGCAGAGCUACAGCUGGGCAGAUGUCGGGGCGCUGGUGGAGAAGUUAAACAAACAAUGGAACAUGCUGUCUAUUACAGAUGUGGUGUACAAUCAUACUGCUGCUAACAGUGUGUGGAUCAAAGAGCAUCCAGAGUGUGGCUACAACCUGGUGAACUCGCCCCACCUGCGGCCAGCCUGGGUCUUAGACAGAGCUAUCUUCCAUUUAACCACCAGAGUAGCAGAGGGACGCUACAAAGCUAAAGGACUUCCUGCUGACAUUACCAAUGAGAGUCAUCUGAAUGCCAUCCGCAGUGUGUUGUGGCAGGACCUGUAUCCUCAGAUCAAACUGUGGGAAUUCUGCCAGGUCAAGGUGGACAGUGCUGUGGAGCAGUUCAGAACCCUGCUACAAAAUGGCACCAAACCAGACCAUAGUAAGACUGAAGGGAAGAAGGGCCUGAGGAUCAUUCAAGACCCAAAUUACCGUCGUUAUGGCAACACAGUGGACAUGGACUCUGCACUGGAGACAUUUGUACCUCACAGUUCCUCCCCACAGCACAUUGAGGAGUGCUGUGGUUGGCUGAGGCAGAAACUGAACGAGCUGAAUGAAGAACAGUACCACAUCAUGCACCAGCAUCAAGAGCAGGCUGCCAACUGCAUUGUGGGAAAUGUAGUGUAUGAGCGUCUGGCAGAGCACGGCCCCAAACUUGGUCCUGUUAACAGGAAAAACCCUCUGGUUACCAGGUAUUUCACCUUCCCAUAUCAGGACAUGACACUGGAGCAGGAGAUGCAGCUGCUGGACCAGCCAGACAAGAUGUGUCACUUCUUGGCUCACAACGGUUGGGUGAUGGGUGAUGAUCCGUUGCGCAACUUUGCUGAACCAGGCUCCAAUGUGUACCUGCGUCGGGAACUGAUAUGCUGGGGUGACAGUGUCAAGCUCCGCUAUGGCAAGGGGCCUGAGGACUGCCCUUACCUGUGGGCCCACAUGCAGAAAUACACUGAAAUCACAGCCAAAUACUUCCAUGGCGUCAGACUGGACAACUGCCACUCCACACCAUUACAUGUGGCUGAGUUCAUGCUGGAUGUGGCCAGAGCAGUUUGUCCUAACCUGUAUGUGGUGGCUGAACUGUUCACCGGCAGCGAGGAGCUGGAUAAUAUCUUCGUAACCAAGCUAGGGAUCACAUCGCUCAUACGAGAGGCCAUGUCAGCCGGUGACAGCCAUGAAGAAGGUAGAUUGGUCUAUCGUUACGGAGGUGAGCCGGUUGGAGCUUUUGUUCAGCCCAGUCUCCGCCCACUGAUGCCCUCCAUCGCCCAUGCCAUGUUCCUUGAUGUAACCCAUGACAACGAAUGUCCCAUACAGCUGCGUUCAGCACUGGACUCCCUCCCCAGCUCUGCUAUAGUCUCUAUGGCCUGCUGUGCUACUGGUUCCACCAGAGGAUACGAUGAAUUCGUGCCACAUCAGAUCUCUGUGGUGAAGGAGGAGCGUUUUUACCCCAAGUGGAACCCCUCAGCAUCACCCUCCUCUGUUGGUGAGGUUGGAUCCCAGACUGGCAUCAUAGCUGGGAAACUGGCCCUCAACAAGCUGCACCAGGAACUGGCUGCCCAGGGAUUCAUACAGGUGUAUGUAGACCAGGUUGAUGCAGAUAUUGUUGCAGUUACCCGUCACUGUCCCAGCACUCACCAGUCUGUGGUGUCAGUAUGCAGGACAGCCUUCUGGAACCCCAAAACCCACCAGUAUGACACUAAUGUCCCACCCAUGUUCAUACCUGGGAAGAUAGAGGAAGUGGUACUGGAGGCAAGGACAGUGGAAAGGCAUGCUGGGAGUUAUAAGAAGGAUGAGAACUACAUCAACGGCAUGCCAGAAUACACUGUGGAAAUAAAAGAGCAUAUUUCUUUACAGGAGAGUACAGUGGUGAAGCAAGCUGGAGUGACGUCUAAAGGUCGAUCAGAGUUUGUGCAGGAAAUCACCUUUCAGAAGCUGACACCUGGCAGCGUCAUUGCCUUCAGGGUUAGUUUGGACCCCAAGGCCCAGAAACUGGUGGGUGUGCUGAGGUAUUAUCUGUCCCAGUUCAGUCCAAAAUACAGGAGGGGGAGUGUGGCAGAGGAGAACCCACCAGAAGCACUGCAGAAACCUCUGGCGCAGCUGAUGUCUAAGCUGACGUUAGCAGACCUGAAUGUCCUGCUGUUUCGCUGCGACUCAGAAGAACAAGAAGAUGGUGGAGGCUGUUACAGUAUCCCAGGGUGGGAGACCCUCAAAUAUGCUGGGCUACAAGGUCUGAUAUCAGUGUUGGCUGAUAUCCGCCCCAAUAAUGACCUGGGCCAUCCUGUGUGUGCUAACCUCAGACAAGGUGACUGGCUGAUAGACUUUGUUGCCAACAGACUGAUACACAGAGAGGGACCACUGGCACAGGUGGGCCAGUGGUUGUCAGCCAUGUUUAACUACUUGAAACACAUCCCACGCUAUCUCAUCCCCUGUUAUUUUGAUGCCAUCCUGGUGUCAACCUACACCACAGCUCUGGAUGCAACUCAAAAACUCAUGUCGAGUUUUGUCCAGAGUGGCUCCAGCUUUGUUCGUCACCUGGCGCUGGGUUCAGUUCAGUUGUGUGGUGUCGGACGCUACCCUGCCCUCCCUCCCCUCUCUGCGAAAAUUGAGGACGUUCCCUACCGCGUCAGUCCAAUCACAGGGCAGAAGGAGCAGUGCUGUGUGUCACUGGCUGCAGGUCUUCCUCAUUUCUCCUCUGGGAUUUUUCGUUGCUGGGGCCGAGACACUUUCAUCGCUCUCAGAGGACUGAUGCUGCUCACUGGGAGACACACUGAGGCUCGUAACAUCCUCCUGGCCUUUGCGGGGACACUGCGUCACGGUUUGAUCCCCAACCUGCUGGGUGAGGGUCGCUGUGCAAGAUACAACUGUCGUGACGCUGUGUGGUGGUGGCUGCAGUGCAUCCAGGACUAUGCUACCCUAGUUCCUCAAGGGCAUGAAAUCCUUCAGUGCCCCGUCACACGCAUGUACCCUACUGAUGACUGUGAACCCUGCAGCCCUGGAGAGGUGGAGCAGCCUCUGUAUGAUGUGAUCCAGGAGGCUCUGCAGCGCCACCUGCAGGGAAUAUCCUUCAGAGAGAGAAAUGCUGGACCCAAGAUAGACAUGAAAAUGAGAGAUGAAGGGUUCAACGUGGUUGCUAAGGUGGAACCAGCCACAGGUUUCGUGACUGGAGGAAACCGCUUCAACUGCGGCACGUGGAUGGACAAAAUGGGAGAGAGCGAGAGAGCGAGGAACAAAGGCAUGCCCGCUACACCAAGAGAUGGAGCAGCAGUGGAGAUAGUUGGUCUCAGUAAGUCAGCCGUUCGCUGGGUUGUGGAGCUCCACGCCAAAGGACUGUUCCCUUAUGAUGGAGCUAAAGUACACAGAGAUGGUAAAGAGGUGUUUAUCUCGUACUCCCAGUGGAACCAGCAGCUCCAGCAGUCCUUUGAAGCAGGCUUCUGGGUGUCUGGGAGCCCAAAUGACCCGAAUGAGAAAAACCCUGAUCUGGUGCAUAAAAAAGGCAUCUAUAAGGACAGCUAUGGAGCCUCCAGCCCCUGGUGCGACUACCAGCUGAGACCCAACUUCACUAUUGCCAUGGUGGUGGCUCCAGAGCUGUUUUCAGUGGAGAGAGCCUGGAAUGCUCUGGAGGUGGCUGAGAAGAAACUACUGGGACCACUGGGAAUGAAGACACUUGACCCUGAUGACAUGGUGUACUGCGGUGUCUAUGACAACGCUCUCGACAAUGACAACUACAACCUGGCAAAAGGCUUCAACUACCACCAAGGACCAGAGUGGCUGUGGCCAAUAGGCUACUUCCUGCGUGCUAAACUCUACUUUGCCAAGAAGCUGGGAGAGGAAACCUACAGCCAAACAGUCACUCUGGUGAAAAAUAUUCUGUCACGACAUUACACCCACCUGGAGAGGUCUCCGUGGAAGGGUCUGCCAGAGCUGACCAAUGAGAACGGCCAAUACUGCCCGUUCAGCUGUGAGACCCAGGCCUGGUCUCUGGCUGCUGUGCUGGAGGUCCUCUACGACCUCUAAAUGGCCGUCACCCUACCCCAACCCCCCUCCCUCCGAUGUGAUGCUGUUUACCUUCCUGAAGCUGAAUUCAUGGGCUUUGAGAAGAAACACACAGAAAGCUAUGAGGCUCCGGGAGCUCCACUUAAUUGGAUGCUUCAAAUUACAUUUACCUACAGUAACUACAUCUCAGGUGUGAUUACCGCACCGCAACUGUCCUCCUCUUUCAGCGCACAGUGGAUUUACUUGAACUUUGCCCUGUGCACUGCCUGCCAUCUCCAACCGCUCCAUCAGCCUCACCAGCUCACCGCUCUCUGUGUGUUUCUACCCUCAGUCUGUAAAUUAGCACUUCUACCAGUGGACCUCUGACAUCAUUUCCUGUGAUCAGAGUGGGGUCUGUUGCUGCAGUCAUGUCCUUUGAGGAAGACUGUGGAGACAACUUCACAGCUCACAGCAACAACAUGGGAAGAGUUAAAACAUUUUACAGAUGUAGCUUCUAAUGACCUUAAAUCCUCUUCACUGAUAGAUCAUGUUAGUUCAUGUAGAAACCUUUUAUUUAAACAGUUAGACAGUGCAGCAUAGUUCCAGGUUGAACCUUUAAUUCAAACUAGUAGCACCUGUCAGCUCAAAGCUGAGCUGCUGUUCAGUCAGUGUUCUCCACUCUCAAACAUACUGUCUGUCUGUCACAGUGCAGGUGCCACAGCCACACAAGUAUUAAUAUCACACAAUACCUGAACAUUGACCUGCGCAGUCUAGAAGCCUUCUAUAGAGCCAGCAUCUUUCUUUUCUGUAUUCUGUCGCCAGCCAAAUGAACUGAGAACUGCCUCUAUUUAAAAUCUGCUUUCACCAAUCAGACUUUAUGCUUAUUCUUUUGAAAAGGGAAAAACGUCAAAUUACAUUUCAUGAAAUGCAGACAGAAAAGUCCCAGCAGCCAGUCCAUGAAGUGGAAUUUGAAAAAAACAGAACUGAUAAAUCUUCUCUAAUAUUUAGAAUAAAUGAAAUGAAAGUGAUCCCGGUCCUUUAGUGUUAUACAUUACAUCAUUAUACACUGAAGCUCUGAACCCUCCAGCCAGCAGUCUAACUAAAGAGGGCAGAACAUACUUUUUUGUUACCUGAGUGGAUGUUUAUUCGAUAACAAGUCUUUUAUACUGAAGUCUAUUAACCUGCCACUGUGUGAAUCCUACCUCCCAGCCUGUCCUCAUGUCAUGUCAUGUGAACAAGUGACCUGAGCACCUCAUGUCACCAGAGGGUGACUGAUUACAUGCUGUAACACCAGUGAUGUACACAGCUCUCUAAAGUGUUGAAAUCUCUAGUUUAAAGGGGCUAUUCCUCACAGCAUACAGUGCUUCACCCUCCACCUGAUGCCUUUAUACAAACACUUGGUCUUCCAAUUGUUUCCCAUUUCAUCACAUUUUCCCCACAAGCCUUAUGAUGCAGUGAAAUAUUUCAGUAUUUCAAUACAUAUUAUUCAAUUCUGUAUCAAUGUUAAGAACAGUUUUGUGCAUGAAUGUUGUUUUGGUGUUUCCAGAGGUUUCUAAAGCAGUUUCCUCUAGCGUGUAGUCAUGCUGUUGAUCUCUGCUGAUGAGCUGUAGAUGUGACGCGUCAGCAUUCUGCUCAGAAAGAGGGAAUCCGGUGAGCAGAAAUAACAGACAAACCGCUGUGGAAGUCGUUUUAAGACAUGCAAAGAAAAGCCACUGUGUGCAUCUAAACACGUGUUUGAAGUCCGCUGUCGCUGGUGUGAACUGUUCUGUGCUGCUAAAACGCUUGUGUUUGAACGUCCUCCUGACAACACAUCAUCGAGUCUCUUUGGAUCCUUGUUUAAUGAGCAGAAAACCUGAACGGUGUCAGUGUGGCAGCUGCCAGCGUUUGGGAGAGCACCACAAGCUUUCUGUACAGAACACAACCAUCUUACGUCCAUUUGUAAGAUGUCGACACUGUCAAGACUGGAAAACAUACGAGCUUAUCUGAGUGAAGCUGAGGUACUGCUACUUUGUUGAGAAGUCAAAUUAAUGGUCAGAUCAAGGGGAUUAUUGUUCUAGCAAAAACAAAACUACUCACAACCAAGAGCAGUUGUUUAGUGCAGCACUUCUGUUAUUCUACUUUUGCACAGUGCAAUUCACCAGCGUUUCCUGUGCAAUGGCUGAAUAUGGAGGAAUAAUCAAGUUACACAACUAUUUUAACAAGCUGAUAUCAUGUCUCUACAAUCACACAGUCCAGUCAUGUCGAGUAGUACAAAGCUCUGUGAACUGAAACUGUUAGUUUUCAUCAGUGUGUCUGUAAUGCUGUUUGUUCUGUGUGCGUAGUGUUACAGUUGCCAUGAACAGAAUAAACUGUUACAGGAUUU